Messenger RNA from Oreochromis niloticus (Nile tilapia), 1081 nucleotides. Its product is annotated as transcription factor HES-2. The record is from RefSeq and is a predicted model, not a curated record. Gene Ontology annotation, molecular function: protein dimerization activity. The transcript is spliced from 3 exons. NCBI's taxonomy places the organism in Eukaryota, Metazoa, Chordata, Actinopteri, Cichliformes, Cichlidae. The coding region runs from base 50 to 649 and encodes 199 amino acids.
AGAAGCAAGUAUCUCCCGUCAAAAAGCACAACAAGAAAACGCAAACAGAAUGAGUCCCAGCUUUACUACUGAGGCCAGCCAGCCUCUCCCUGCAAGGUCCACCGUGGCCCAGAGAAAACAAGCCAACGAACUUAGAAAGACUCUUAAACCCCUGCUGGAGAAGAGAAGACGGGCUCGCAUCAAUGACAGUCUUAAUCAUUUGAAGAGCCUGAUUUUGCCCCUUGUUGGCAAAGACAACGCACGCUACUCCAAGCUGGAAAAAGCGGACGUUCUGGAAAUGACAGUCCGCUUCCUCAGAGAUCUUCCUUCCACCCCAGUCAAAGACUCCGCAGACAGUUACAGAGAAGGUUACAAAGCUUGCCUCCAGCGCGUUUCCGCGCUGCUUCCCAAAAGCCUGGACCAGGAUGCGUGCCAACGGGUGCACGACUUCGUCCAGCAGUCCAUGACCGCCACCGUCACUCCAACCUGCCUGAACUGCUGUGCCCAGAGCUCCAGGACUUUACCUCAGAUCCAAGAGAAAAUUAUGAGCCUCAAAUCCAGCUUCACCUCCAGGCUGGAGACUCAGCACCGCAGCAGCAGCGCAGUGGCUCCAAGCAGAGCGCAGGCAGACCCGCAGGCUGUCAGCGCUGCUAUGUGGAGACCUUGGUAGAUUAGAUGGACAGUUAUCUCACGCCUGUUUAUUUUGUGCUGUUUACUAUUUGUACUAAAUCAGUGGUAGUUUUAGUGAGUAAGGUGAAGAAGAAUUGUUGGAGCUGUAUAUAAGUUUAAGUCAUUUUGCGUUUAAUGCCAGAAGGCUCGAGCACAGAUAUCAAAGAAACUGAAGUCUUUGAACUUAAAAAAUGCAAUCCUCUUUGGGGUUUCAGAGUUACGGGUUGUAGACAACACUUUUGUAAACCCCACGGGUUAUUUGUUUGAGGUUUGCACGAUUGACUUAAAUGUAUUUUGGUCUGUGCAACAGAAUAGUCUGUAAACACUAUGUGUUAACUAGGGUUAUAUAUUAUUUAUGUAAGAAAAGACACGUUUUGUGACAUUUCUGUUUUGUCAAUGACAAAAUAUUUUCAAUAAAAGUAUGCUCAACAAA